CCACCCUUUAAUCGCAAUUUCAGGUAUCAGCUCUGCCAACUUACUAAAAAUAUAUAGCUACGUAUUUUUACCCAUUGCUUCGCUGACUGUUGUUGCUUCAUCUUCCUCUUCAAAAUAAUUCGCAAGAGCUGCGCGCUCCUUUCGCGCUGCACAAGACAUCGUUCAAAUUGCCAUUAAUUCGAAUUCUAAUCAUCAAAAUAAAGUGUGCAUUAGGACAAGUCAACCAUGUGGCCAAUGUGUUUUAUAAAGGCAAAAGUGUCGGACACACGAUUUGUCAGGAAAAUUGUGAAAAUUAAGAAAACUCCAGUGAUAAGUGGCUUGCGGGCAUUUAGUGGUCCCGCAAAUUUGACUCACUGCCCUACAUGCCAAAUAGAGGUACCACUAUACAUUAGACGUAAACGCGCCAGAAGCAAACGUCGAUAAAAGUGCAAAGCAAAACGCAACACUGAAAAUGUUUGUAAACAGCUGUUAGUCAAAAGGCCGCCAGAUGGCGUCACCUCAUCUUGCUUGUUGGCAUUGCCAGCUGCGAGUAAACGCCAUAUUUGAUUCUGCCUCGUCGCUUUGGUGUUUGUUAAAGAAAGCGAAUUUUCAUGCCAAGCAUCUGAGGCAUAUUUUGACUGAAAUUCACAGAUAAAAGAAAAUGAUUUAAAUAUUCUGUGCAAAUGCGUCUGUGUAUCCUAUCGUGAGUUGUAAGGCGUAGCAACAACUGCAACUGGCUAAGGCUCAAAAAGCGUUCGCCAUGGAACAGUACAUAGUACAUAGCAAUAGUGAGGACAUGGAAAUGAAGCCCGUCUAUUCGGACCUGCAAGUAGUGCAAGUACCGCACGACGAAGUGAGCUCUCUUGUGCUGCAGGACGAUCAACAGCUCGUGUUCAGUGAUCAGCAGCAAGUUGUCUACCAGACCACCGCCCCCGCGCAAUAUCAGCAACCCCAACAGACUACAACUGCGAGCCACUAUAUUAUAGGCGCUGAGUUGCAACAGCAACAGCAGCAGGAAGUGCAACAACAACAGCAGCAGCAGCAACAAGUGGUAAUGCACCAUCAACAUCAGCAGGUGCAUUAUCAGCAGCAACAGCAGGAAGUGCAACAGCAGCAGCAACAGUUGCGUCUGGAGCAACAGCAGCAAUAUGUGCAACAACCUGCCAUUCAACAUACACAGCAAAUCUACUACACAUCAGAUCAAGUGCUACAGCCCAACACGAUUGUGCAGCAUGCAUCGAUGCAGCAACUGCAACAGCAGCAACAACAAAAGAAGCAGCAGCAGCAAGUGCUGCAACAGCAACAUCAGCAACAAUAUCAACAGCAACAACACACCGCCUAUCAACAACAAACGACGCCGCUGGUCCAGGCGGCACCCCAGCAACAGCAACAGUUGCUGCAAAGUCCGCAACACCAACAGCAAACGCUGCAGCUGCAAACGUCGCCAGCACAGCAACAACAACCGCAACAACACCCACAGAUUGUCUACCGCAUGACAACCACGCAACAACAGCAGCGACAAAUAAGCAUGCUUAACAACACGCAUGUAAUUGUGCAACAGCCCACUGGACAACAGGUGUUAAUACAAGCGCCGCAGCAUCAGGAGCUGAUUAUGCGACAGGCGACUGGCAUACCGCAGCAGAGUAUUAAUAUUCACGCAUACAACAAUCGCGUAGUGUACGCCACAUCGCCACAGCAGCAGCAGCAACAACAGCACGUGCUGCAGCAGCACGUACAGCAGCAACAGCAGCAGCAGCAACAACUUCAUCUACAGGCACAAACCACACAUCUUGUGCAGACGCGAGUAGUGCCACAGCAAACGGGCAACGUAGUCUAUCAGCAAGUACAGUUGCCUAAACCCACGUUACAGCAGCAACAGCAGCCGCAGCAGACUCAGCAGCAGCAGCAGCAGCAACAACAGCAGCAACCACAGGGACAGGUUCAGGUGCAGCAACCGCAGCUGGUGACCACAGCCACAGGCACACAAUUGGUGCGUUCCUCAUUCCGAGGGAAAACAACCCGUGGGGGCGCCAUCAUAGCCAGGCAACCCACUGGCACUGUGAUAGCAGCGCGCCCUGCCCUAACGCCUACUAUUGUCCGGCAUAUGCGUCCGCGUGGCGGUCUGCAGACUGUGACCGGUGGCAUUGUGCGCAGUGUGCGACCACAAGGCAUGCGACCCACUCGCACCCAGCUGGUAGUGCAGACCACUGCUGCUGGCGAUGGUCAGACCAUGCAGCUAGUGACUCAGCCGCAGAUGGCCAAGCAAAUAACUAUAACUAACUUAGGACAGCCAACGGUAACUGCGCCGGGUCAGCAGAUGCAGCCACGACACGUUUAUCGGCACGUGGUAAGCGAAUCGGGUCCUAACCCGCAGCAACAGCAACAGCAGCACCAGCAGAUGGUCUUAAUGCGCCAACAGCCAUUGCGCUAUCGACCUACUCAAACGGCAGCGGCGCCUACACCGAAUUCAAACACAAUGGGGUUGGACCUGGAGGAGAGCAUACAGGCCGUGAUGGUAAAGAAGGAUCCGCAGCAACAACAACAACAACAGAAGCCAGCGACAGGAUCUAUGCAAAUGCAGCUGCCUCCAGCUGGCAACACCACAUUAACCACCUACUAUCAACAGAGCUCAGCCACCAAUAGCAGCAGCGAAGAAGAACAGCAACAGCAGCAGCAACAACAACAACAACAGCAGCAGCAACCACAUCAACUGCAGCCGCAACAGGCGCAGCAACCUGGUGUACGGACUGCUAGCGGCGCCACCAUGAGUCUGUCGGAAUACAAAAAACGUCAGACCAUGGCAAGCUCACCGGCUCCUACAGCACCGACCGCCGCUGGGUCGACGGCCAUGCGACCGGCAACUGCGCCUGGUACUCUGGUUCGGUCGGUACCUAAGUUGGUGCCACAGCCUCAAACCACACAGCAGCAGCCCAAUUCAACUGCAACUCGCAUCUUGCAGCCUCAACGAGUGCUUGCCACAGCGCCAGCCCCGCCCCAUGCGUCCUCUGUGCAGCAGACAUCGCACAACAACUACGAGAUUCAUUCGCAGCACGUGCUGAAUAACCGGGCCGGACAACCCAUCGCUGAUCGCGAUCGCAAUAGUGCCAAAAUGUUGGUUAUUCUAGCCUCUGGGGAGCAGCGAUUGAUAACGUUCACGCUGCCACGGGAGUCAUGCACCGUGCAGGAUCUGCUAGAGCAGGUUUGCGUGCCCUUCGACAAUAGCACCACCAUUCAAUGUGUGGAACAUCACGGCGCCAAUGUGGACUUUGUAGUUACGGUUGGGUUUUCCGUAAACGAAUCUGCCAGCGAGCUGAUUUCACGCGCCGAGGAGAGUCUACAAAUGAAUCGUCAGCAGGAGAACGCCGCUGCAGCAGCAGCGGCAGCCACAACUGCAACAGCAACAACAACCACCCCUGCCUUUAAUCCACAAUCGACAGCAGCGAAUUCUGGAGUUACGGAUCAAGCCAAGCGUGAUUCAGCAAGCACCAACACAGGCUCCGCAUCCCCGGCUGUGAUUGCACCAUCGGAAGGACCCAAGUUGAUUGACGGUUACUAUGCUGUCUGUCAGCUGUGCGGCUUCACGGGCAUGGAUCAUGCCAAGUGCGAACGAUGCAAACGUGUUUUCCAGGAGCCACCCAAACGGAAAUCCUAUGUAACUAAGUCUUCGAAUGCAGCAGCAGCAGCCAUAGGUGGAGCAGGAUCGUUAGCCGGCGACCCAGCAACGGCUGCUGACAAGAAACGUGAGUUAGCACGUCUCAAUAAAACGGUAGUCGGCGUUGGCGGCUCUUACGCUGCAGGUUCAACCACCGUGCGAGGAAGGGGCAUGGCCAUCAGAGGCGGACGGACGCGCAGCGGUCGACGAGUUGCCGAGGCGGAUCCCGUUGUCUUGCUCAGCAGUGAGGACGAAGCUGAACAGGAUGAGUCCAAUGGCAAUGCUGGCAAUUUUCCCGCCAACAAUGCAAAACGUAAUUCAAAUGGAAGUGUUAAUCAGCUGCCUGCCGCUUUUGCCUGUGAUCCAAUACUAACCGACGUAGACGAGGAAGCACUGUACAAAGACUUUGUGCGAGGAGAUGUUAGUGAUCUUUCCGAUAUUCCCGAUGGCGAAUCAUUCACCACCGAAUUGACCUGCAAAUGUUUGCGUCUAAUGCCGUAUCGUUUUAUGAUAACGGAACCGAUCAAAUUCACCUCUAAGGGCGUUCGGAUUACUGGCGUACUGCCCGAUAAGGAUGAAAAAUUUGUUUUGAACAUCUACAAGCAUGAGGUUAUAAAGGUUAUUGCACACUUUGCCAGCUAUGAGCAAGCGCAGCCGCUGGUCACGCUCUAUAUGCUGAAAACAUGCGCUCAGUAUGUGAAGUCGCAGCUGCAGCUACCUGAAGAUACGCCCAAUGAACAAUUCGGCGUCAAAUGGAAUGGCAGCUUUCAUGAACGCCGCUUGAUAUUGCUGUUCGAUACAAUCAGCUUUUCGGCUCGCGAAACUCUCAAAUCUAUGUUUAGUUUUCUGGAUGAAAUUUCAGCGCGUGAUGCUGCGGAAAUAUUGGAACGUAUCGCCGACUCGGAUCGCAAGGCACUGGACAAGCCUACACAGCUGGCCCCGCGUCAGCUGCGUCCCGAUGAGCAAGUUAGUCUGCUAAUGUAUCCGCCCAAGGGCACUGGUGGACUCUGUAUACGUAUGGAGGAUUUCGUUUGCCUGACAAAGGAGUCGUAUUUGAAUGACAUUAUCAUUGAUUUUUAUCUGCUCUGGCUACGCAACACCAUUAUACCGGAGGCUCAACGCGAGCGUACUCACAUUUUUAGUACAUUUUUUUAUAAGCGUCUUACAACUCUAACACGUCCGACGGACGUUAAGCAAACAGCUGCACAAAAACGUCAUGCUCGAGUACAGAAGUGGACAAAGAUUGUGGAUAUAUUUGAUAAAGAUUUCAUCAUAGUGCCCAUUAACGAGCAAUCGCAUUGGUUUCUCGCUAUCAUUUGCUUCCCCUGCUUAAAGGGUCCCGUCACCUUCGACACGAAUCAGCCUGUGGAGCCGCAGCAUUUGAAGCGUGCUCGUGGCAAGAAGGUUGCUUUGCAGAUUGGUAACACAACAAUCACGCCGCUGUCCAAGCGAGAAACUGUCACUCUGCCGACCAUGCCCAGCGAAAUAUGUCGGAUUGCCGACGACGAGAGUGAACGCGAUGAGGCUGAAGGCGAUGACAGCGACAUGGCAUCGGAGGUUAGUGAAAACUCAAAUCCACCCAUCAGCAAGGAGGCGACGGCUGCGGCUCCAGCUACGCCUGCACCCGCGACAACUUCUGGACCCGCACGUGCCACAAACGAAGACGUGCCGGCUGUGAAGCAGCCCUUAAUUUUAAUAUUUGACUCUCUGGCGGGUGCGUCACGUAGUCGAGUGGUAGCUACGCUGCGUGAUUAUUUGACAUGCGAAUACAAGGUGAAGAAGCCGGAUGCGCAGGCGCACAUCUUCAACAAGGAUAACAUGCCGGGACAUUGCGUCAAAGUACCACAACAGAACAAUUUUACGGACUGCGGCCUGUAUCUGCUGCAGUAUGUGGAGCACUUCUUCAAGGAUCCAAUUAAGGAUUACAGAUUGCCAAUCAAGCAGCUGACGAAUUGGUUCGACUAUCUAACUGUCACCAAGAAGCGUGAAGACAUCGCCCAGCUAAUACAGCAGCUAAUGGAUGAGAGCAAUACACAUCAGCCGCGUCUCAUUUUGCCAGUAAUCGAGUUUCCAACACUCAAUGGUCAGCUGGUUGAGUAUCCCGAAGAGACUGAGAGCGCCGAGUUUGAAGAGGAGGAAGGCCAUGACGAGGAGGAGCACAACAGUGAUGUGCACGAGGAUAGCACGGCCACUGAAAUGGAGGUGGAUCCCACGGCUGAGGAACUGCAGCAGGCUCAGGCGUCCAAGUCGACCACACAAGCAGUCUCAACGUCGACGACAACUACAAGCCCCACUGUGAUGGCGGGAUCUACGACGCGCCGAUUUGUGCUCAAGCGUCGCCUGCAAAAUGGUGCCUCCGCCUCUCCAAGUAAUAGCAACGGGGGAGAAGCCAACAGCAGCAAUAACCAGUUGGUUCCACAGCUGAUUAGCACUGCCUCCCCGCUCAGCAGCAAUAGCAGUACACCCAGUGGUGGCGCUCUUUUAACUAAAGGUGUUGCCAGUGUCGGUACCGGCAGCCUUAAAAUUCGCAAGAUCGAACAGUAGCAUACGGGCACCGGCUCAGAGCCAGUCGCAGAGAUGCCGCCGCUGCAGCUGCUGCAAAUGUUGCGCCCACUGUAAAUAAUAAAAGCAAAAAUUAUUAUACAA
This is a messenger RNA of Drosophila hydei, 6277 nucleotides long. RefSeq names its product sentrin-specific protease 6 (gene velo). Gene Ontology annotation, cellular component: nucleus; cytoplasm. The transcript is spliced from 9 exons. The coding region runs from base 740 to 6175 and encodes 1811 amino acids. Gene Ontology annotation, biological process: protein desumoylation. The record is from RefSeq and is a predicted model, not a curated record. Gene Ontology annotation, molecular function: SUMO-specific endopeptidase activity. Lineage: Eukaryota; Metazoa; Arthropoda; Insecta; Diptera; Drosophilidae.